Aspergillus clavatus NRRL 1 is the source of this 1059-nucleotide messenger RNA. RefSeq names its product putative oxidoreductase, 2OG-Fe(II) oxygenase family. The record is from RefSeq and is a predicted model, not a curated record. Gene Ontology annotation, molecular function: dioxygenase activity. Lineage: Eukaryota; Fungi; Ascomycota; Eurotiomycetes; Eurotiales; Aspergillaceae.
AUGACUUGCACGGAAGACCUUGCUGGGUUACCUCCCUUUCCCACUGAUGUACCAACAGCCCCUCUACUACGUCUAUCGCUCGACAAGCUGCUUGCUCAUGAUACGGUUGAGAUCCAGAGAUUGAUGCAAGCAUGCGAGAAGAUUGGGCUCUUUUGCCUCAAUUUGCAAGGCUCGGAAGAGGGGAUUAGCAUCCUAGAGGAUGCAGAUAAGCUGUUCAAGAUCGGCGAGCAGCUGUUCGAUCUCACUCUGGAGGAGAAAUUGAAAUAUGACUUUAGCGGCCAAAACUCCUAUUACGGAUACAAAGCACAGGGUACAGCAAUUUUUGACCGGCAGGGAAACUUGGACAGGAAUGAAUUCUAUAAUGUGUCCAGGGACGAUAUCAUGGACCUUACGCCGUCUCUCCCUGCCCCGGACAUUCUUCAUCAAACCCGUCCAGCUCUCCAGUCCUUUAUACGCACCUCCCACUCGAUUGUUAGCCUCUUGCUUGACCUCCUGAACGGCAGCCUCAAUCUCCCGCCAUCAACUAUAACAGACCUCCAUCGCCUUAACGCCAUCAGCGGCGACCAAGUCCGCUUCAUCAAUGCCCCUCUACAGCCUGCUAAUGACAGACGCACCGUCUUAGGCGAGCACACCGAUCUCGGCAGCAUCACAAUCCUCUUCAGCCGACUCGGCGGGCUGCAAGUCCUGCCACCUGGAGCGGACGCGCAGUGGGUCUACGUGCGGCCACUACCAGGACACGCAAUCGUGAACCUCGGAGACGCAAUGAUCAAGUUCACAAAUGGCCUGUUUCGGUCGAACAUCCACCGCGUAGCUUCGUCGCCGGGCCAAUUGCACAGGUAUAGUCUCGUCUACUUCUCGCGGCCGCAGGGUGAUGUCAUUCUCAGGAGGUUGAAGGGCUCUGGCAGGAUCCCUGAACUAAAAGAAGGUGACGUUGAGGAGGCGAUCAACAGCAAAGACUGGAUUAUCCGGCGUGCGCUGGAUCUGAGGGCGAACCUGAAGGAGAUUGAUUUUGAGAAAUCGGCGGGGACUGAGCAGUUGAGUCGAAGGAUCAAAGUAUAA